Trichosporon asahii var. asahii CBS 2479 is the source of this 1080-nucleotide messenger RNA. RefSeq lists its product as uncharacterized. Gene Ontology annotation, molecular function: S-adenosylmethionine-homocysteine S-methyltransferase activity. The transcript has 2 exons. NCBI's taxonomy places the organism in Eukaryota, Fungi, Basidiomycota, Tremellomycetes, Trichosporonales, Trichosporonaceae. The record is from RefSeq and is a predicted model, not a curated record. Gene Ontology annotation, biological process: S-methylmethionine cycle. Bases 1 to 1080 code for a protein of 359 amino acids.
AUGACUCCGGCAGCGCUGGAGCAGGCCGCGCCCGGUCGUGGAACAGCAGUGAUGCGCUCAGCGGUGGGUCUGGCGACUUCAGCGGCGGCUCGACACGCAGGCGCUGUCGCGCUGUCGCUGGGCUCCUUCGGUUCGACCCUCAAGCCGGGGCAGGAGUACGCCGGUGUGUAUCCUCCGCCGUUUGGGCCGGAUCUAAGCGCUAGUCCGAGCAAGACUGAGAGUUCCCCGCAGCCCGCAGGAACGGGAAGUGGGCAACUAGCAUCGCCAGCCGGUACCGGCAUCGGUACCACCGCACAGCAGGACACCGCCUGUGCCUCUCCCGCGGAAGAAGCGCUGUACGCCUUCCACCUUGAGCGACUGAACGCAUAUCGGGAUGCGACCUCCACGGGUUUCGGUGAUCUCGCUUGGCUUGCGUUCGAGACGGUUCCGAACCUCACCGAGAUCAGAGCGAUCCGCCGCGCCAUGGCGACAUUGCGAAAUGAGGGUCACUCUGAGGCAAAAGCGAGUCGAGGCGAGGAACGCCCAGAGCCUGAGCAUGUGGGGCGCCCAUUCGAGGGCCGAGAGGAGCGCCAAAUGGGCGGCGAGGCUAACGAUGCCCGUGCCCGCGGUGAAGGUUCAGAGGCGUGUGCGGAAGACUUGGGUGGCGCUGCGGAUCCGUUUAGAGCCGGGGGCCUGCAGCCCACGCAUGAUACCGCAAGUCAUGGAUCUGCAGCUUCCCAGCCACAUUUCUGGAUAAGCUCUGCCUUUCCGGCUGGGCAGCUGGGAGAGGCGCCGAACGGCCCGCAUUCUGUGGCUGAGUGGGCAACGGCGAUGAUCGGUGGCGGGCCAGACUACGCUACCCCCGACGGUGUCGGCCCUCGGUACGGCGAGACUACGCUAGUUGUGUAUCCCGAUGGCGGGUGCGUGUACGACCCACUGACGAAGAACUGGACGGAGAAGACGGGCACCCCGAAUGAAUGGGCUCGCGGUGUCCUCGAUGUGCUCAGGGGAAGGGAGUGGAAGGGUAUCAUUGUAGGCGGAUGCUGCAAGACGGGGCCGGAGGAGAUUGCCGCGCUCCGCAAAACAUUAGACGCGCAGUAG